UUUCCCCGUGCUAUAUCUUCUUCGUCUCACUCGCUCUUUUCCCAUACUUCCCACUUCCCGUUACUGGAGGGAGCAAAAAAUAACAAAAAUGGCGAACGCAUGGCGAAGAGACAAACCCUCCUCCCUCUCUUCCCACAAAACCCUAAUUUCCCUCUCCUCCAUCUUCCUCAUCCUCUUCUUCAUCUUCCUCUUCUACCCUUCCACCUCAAACCCUAGCCGCAUCGCACCCUACAAAACCCUAGCCCACGCCCGUGGGAUCCGGCCCUACGAUUGCCUCGCCUCGCCGCAGGCGUCGCCCGUGUUCGCGAGCCUCGUGGAGGGCGUGCGAUACCCUUUCUUCUUCUCCCUCGCCGACUUCGGCGCCUUGCCGGAGAAGCCGCACAAGAACAUCGUGCGGAUGCUGAAGGGGAAGCCCUUCCGGCGCCCGGACAUAUCGGCGACGAUUCAGGAGCUGUUGGAAGGGAAGGAGAGGAGCCGUGGUGCGGUGGUGGUCGACGUGGGCGCGAAUGUGGGGAUGGCGUCUUUCGCGGCUGCCGCGAUGGGGUUCCGGGUGGUGGCGUUCGAGCCCGUGCUCGAGAACCUGCAGCGGAUCUGCGACGGGGUCUUCCUGAACCGAGCGGGGGAUCGGGUCACCGUGUAUGCGGCAGCCGCCUCGGAUCGGAUUGGGAACAUCACCUUCCAUAAGUUAGUCGGCCGUCUCGACAACAGUGCCAUCUCUGCGACCGGUGCGAAGCUUGCAUUCAAGUCCAAUGAAGAGAUCGCUAUUGAGGUCCCAACAAUCCCUUUGGAUGAAGUAAUUCCUGAUUCAGAACGGGUUUUACUGAUCAAAAUUGAUGUUCAAGGUUGGGAAUACCAUGUACUACGAGGGGCCUCGCAGCUUCUAUCCAGGAGAAAAGCUGAAGCCCCCUACCUAAUAUACGAGGAGGACGAGCGGCUUCUGCAGGCAAGCAACAGUAGCUCACAAGAAAUAAGGACUUUCCUUCAAAG
Messenger RNA from Ananas comosus (pineapple), 987 nucleotides. RefSeq lists its product as uncharacterized. Lineage: Eukaryota; Viridiplantae; Streptophyta; Magnoliopsida; Poales; Bromeliaceae. The record is from RefSeq and is a predicted model, not a curated record.